AUGAAAAAUGAUUAUGUUGUUUAUCAUAUGCAAUUAAUCGAUGAUAAGACCAACUGCUAUUGUUUUAGUGAUUGUUUAGUAAGAAUUCACAGAUGGAGUCAACAGAAUCCAAAACACUAUCCGAUAUUUCUAUUUAUUGAAAUCAAACAAAGAUUCCGUGAAGAUUUUUUAACAGCACUUUAUGGUGGCGUUCGAUGCCAACAUUUCGAAUCAAUGAAAGAACAAAUUCUCCAAGUCUUUCCUAUUGAUUCAUUCAUACUACCAGAAUUAAUUCGUGGUCAGCAGAUAUCGAUUAAUUUAGCUUUGAAGAAACAGAGACAAGAUGAAUUAAGUGGCAAUUAUUCAUAUGGAAAUUACGGUUGGCCUCCACUAUCCCUGUCUUUAGGGAAAAUUUUAGUGAGUUUCAUUGAUGACGAACACAAUAUUGUCGUUGAUUUAAUUUCUACAUGUGAAUCACUUUCAAAUUUUUUCUUUAUUGCUCAAACGAAUAUCAAUCUUCCCUAUGCAUCGAUUAUCAAUAUUCGAAAUCCAUUGGUAAAUGAACAAUUAAUUAUUGAAAGUCACACAAACGGUCAAAUAAGUCGUGUUUUACUUGGUUAUGGUGACCAACAACUGUUUGAGAGAUAUCAACAAGCUCGCAAAUAUGGUAUUCACAUCAUUAGUACGGAUUUUGUACAAUGCGAUGAUACAGAAUUAUGUCAAAGCGUGAAAAAUGAUUUUCAAAGUACUUCACCGAUAUUGUGUAACACAGUUCUGGUUCCCAGUUUUUGUAAUACAACAGUACUAUCUCUUUGA
This is a messenger RNA of Rotaria sp. Silwood2, 795 nucleotides long. Lineage: Eukaryota; Metazoa; Rotifera; Eurotatoria; Philodinida; Philodinidae. The record is from the annotation of a GenBank genome assembly.